AUUUGGGUUAAACUGCUUUGAAUUAUAGAUCAGGGAGAAAGUCAUAUGGAGAUGCAGCCAUCGAAUUUGUACAGCUGAAACUUCAUGGAUCUGAAUGUACUCUCAAGUGUCUUAUUUGUCCUGAACACAGAGUACAUAAUAAAUCAUAUCGAAUGACUUUAGUCUUGAAUAUUGUGGACGAAGAGAUUUUAUCGACUCAAUGUCAUGAUUGUGCGGCAUCGCUAGGUGGAUGUAAACACGCUAUUGCAUUUCUAAUGUGGUUACACAGAAGAUCUGAAGAACCUUCACCAACAGAUGUUGAAUGUUACUGGCGCAAAUCUGUUUUAUCUCAAGUUGGAUCAUCAAUCAAAUUUAUUAGGGUGAAAGAUUUUGCUUCUGAUACAGAUACUACUGCUAUAGCUAAACCUUUAAAUACACUACAAGAAUUUGUGAAUAGAACAAAACAAAAAACAGUACAGAGCCAAAUCUUGAAAUAUUUUAGUUCAGAAAAUACUGAAAAAAGCCUAUCAAUUCAUAAUUUAUUAGUGGACUUUAUCAAUUUAGGAGGAACAUCAUGUGACGAUUUCUUAGAUUUUUGCAACAAUCGAAUGUCUCCAGAUUUGUGUGAUAAUAUUGAAAAAUUAACUCAAGACCAAGCAGACUGUGAUCUUUGGUUUUCAUUGCGAUAUGGACGAAUCACUGCUUCAAAGGCAUAUGAAGCGUCCCGGUGUCAUACACCUGAUGGAACGUUAGUAGAGUUGCUGGUUGGUGGUCAAAAACUACGUAAUACAAAAGCUAUGGAAGGAGGCAAACAAUUAGAAGCUAUGGUUUUACAACGAGUUGAGCAGAAGUUGAAAAGAAAAUUUCAAAAAUGCGGUUUAUUUUCAUGCAACCAGUACCCAUACUUGGGAGCUACGCCAGAUGCAAUAGACAAAGAGUUUGUCGUCGAAAUUAAAUGCCCGAGGUCUGAAAAGAGUACUCGUACAUACAUUGACACUACAAAUUACAAUAAAGUCUCAAUGAAAUAUGUUACUCAAAUGCAGAUGCAAAUGCUUUUCACACGAAGAAGAAAAGGCAUUAUUUAUUGUAGCAGACUCGAAUUUUGAAGAAACACGGGAAUUCAAAUCUCUAACUAUUGAUUAUGACUCACAAUUGGUGGACAAAUUAUUAAAAGAUUUGAAUAGGUUUUGGAAGAAAUGUAUUUUUA
Neodiprion virginianus is the source of this 1186-nucleotide messenger RNA. RefSeq lists its product as uncharacterized. Bases 153 to 1085 code for a protein of 310 amino acids. The record is from RefSeq and is a predicted model, not a curated record. Lineage: Eukaryota; Metazoa; Arthropoda; Insecta; Hymenoptera; Diprionidae. The transcript is spliced from 2 exons.